This is a messenger RNA of Protopolystoma xenopodis, 495 nucleotides long. The record is from the annotation of a GenBank genome assembly. Lineage: Eukaryota; Metazoa; Platyhelminthes; Monogenea; Polystomatidea; Polystomatidae.
AUGUUCUAUAAAGCCAAGGCUUUUGAAGAACGCCUACAUCAUCAUUGGCUUCAUGAUGAUCCUCGUUUAGAAUCCUUAUUAGCUGCCCUGUCUCGCAAAUCAAAGAUUAAGCGUCGCCUCGCAAUCCUGCAAACCCAACUUAGCAGAAGACUAUCUCUCAUUCAGUUGGAUGAACUUGCCUCUCGCAAGCGUGUGCUCCGCCGUUUAGGUUUCAUCAACGAACACGAUGUGGUUGAAUUGAAAGGGCGAGUCGCUUGCGAAAUCACCUCUGCUGACGAGCUUGUUUUGACUGAGCUGCUAUUCGAUGGAGUUUUCAAUCGUUUAACUCCAGCCCAAGUGGCUGCUCUUCUUUCUUGUUUUGUUUUUGAUGAACGCACCUCCGAGAUGCCCCAACUUAUGCCUCAGCUUGCCGAUGCACUUGACUCGCUUAAGGUUGGCCUUUUUCUUAUUAAAAAUCUUUAUUUUGAUGUAACAUAUCUGGUGUUGAGUGGUUAA